This is a messenger RNA of Suillus discolor, 623 nucleotides long. RefSeq lists its product as uncharacterized. The transcript is spliced from 2 exons. NCBI's taxonomy places the organism in Eukaryota, Fungi, Basidiomycota, Agaricomycetes, Boletales, Suillaceae. The record is from RefSeq and is a predicted model, not a curated record. The coding region runs from base 72 to 623 and encodes 183 amino acids.
GCGUGGCACCAUGGCCACCUUCCCUCUGCUACAAUGAAAUUGGUGACUCACUAUCUACCUAUCCAAACAUCAUGGACCACCUUGAUGCAUCUGAAGAAGGCCAACGUGGAACCGUCUCAUAUUAUGGUCAGUCCAUUGGCGGCCCGGCGGGCCUGGCCAAGCUCCUCUUGGAGGCUGGUCUUCUUCAUCUCGAAGGAGCGGCUUCUGUUUUCCUGUCAGCAUCUUAUUCUACACUGUCGCCCAUUAGGAUGCCGCCACAGCCACAGCCUGGAGAAGGCGGCACAGAAGCUUGGAAACGUGAUAGGGAAGCUGCAGGUCGAUACUUCAAGCGUGCUCGCACUCUGCAGCCCAAUCUUGACAUUCCUGUCUUUCCUGAUGAAGGCAUUGGCCGGCAUAACCUUGGAAGUACCCAUGAACUUGAGAUGCCAUCUAUAGAAAUUCAUCCUUCUGCCUCGGAAAGACAGAAGAAAGAAGAGCUGAUCUUCAUGGACGAGGUCAAGGGCAAGGAUGACAUCGAUAGCGUGUGGUACCUGUAUGUUCCCAGCCUGGUGGGUGCGGGCACAGCAUUGCUGGUCAUGGGCGUUAUAGGCACACUUAGCCUUUCGUCAUGGAGAAGAAACUAA